CAACUCCAAAACGCAAAAGAAACAAAACCUCUCAUGUCCCAACUACUCACAAAAAGAGCACUCUCAAUCUCCAGACCUCUUAAAUCCAACCACCUCAAAACAAUCGCAAGAAUGAGCUCCUCAGACGCCUCCGCCCACUUCCCCCCACCUUCCAUCCGCAACAUCCUAAACGAAGUAACAACCCUCCUUCACGAACGCAACCAAACCAUCGCAGUCGCCGAAACAGCAGCAGGCGGUCUCCUCUCUUCCUCUAUCCUCUCCACCCCUGGCGCCUCCAAAGUCUACAAAGGCGGUCUGACCCUCUACACCCUCCCCUCCCGCACCGCCUACGCAGGCUGGACGGACGAAAAGACCAAGAACUACAAAGGUCCCACGCCUGAAAUUGUUGCUGGGAUGGCUAAGCAUGUGAGAGGGGAAUUAGGGGCGGAUUAUGUGAUUUCGGAGUCAGGGACUGCUGGGCCUACGGGUGGGGAGACGAGGAAUAGGACGCCUGGAUAUGUUGCGCUGGCUGUGGAUUGUGAGAAGGGGAUGUUUACUAGGGAGGUGGAGACGGGGUUGGGAGGGGACAGAGUGGGAAAUAUGGUGAGGUUUGCCGAGGAGGGAUUGAAAUUGGUUAGGGAUGUCAUUACUGGCGAUGCUAAGCUGUAGAGUAUAGUAUGGCUUUGGUAUAGCAAGCCUGAAAUGUUCAACUUGCAAAUUCGAAAAUCAAGAUAUAAACGU
Aureobasidium pullulans EXF-150 is the source of this 720-nucleotide messenger RNA. RefSeq names its product putative competence/damage-inducible CinA family protein. The record is from RefSeq and is a predicted model, not a curated record. Lineage: Eukaryota; Fungi; Ascomycota; Dothideomycetes; Dothideales; Saccotheciaceae. The transcript has a single exon. Bases 112 to 648 code for a protein of 178 amino acids.